Messenger RNA from Thrips palmi, 4577 nucleotides. Its product is annotated as 5-hydroxytryptamine receptor 1-like. Lineage: Eukaryota; Metazoa; Arthropoda; Insecta; Thysanoptera; Thripidae. Gene Ontology annotation, molecular function: G protein-coupled acetylcholine receptor activity. Gene Ontology annotation, biological process: adenylate cyclase-activating adrenergic receptor signaling pathway. The coding region runs from base 76 to 1998 and encodes 640 amino acids. The record is from RefSeq and is a predicted model, not a curated record. Gene Ontology annotation, cellular component: plasma membrane. The transcript has 5 exons.
AGGCGGUGAGGCCGAGCCUUGCCACGGCCCCGGCCACGGCCCAGGCCCAGGCCACGGCCGCUGCGGAGACUUCGUAUGGAGACUCCCAGCCCCAGUGCGCUGCUGCUCCCCAACGCGUCGACGCUGCUCGAGCUGGACAACGCCUCCCUGGCCGCCGGCCCCCUCGGCCCCAGCUUCGCCCCCGGCAGCUUCGCGGACGCCGACUCUGCCUUCGCCGCCGGCGGCCUCAUCUCAUGGUUCCCCGGCAGGGACUCGCCGUACUCCACGGCGCAGGCCGUGGUGAUCGCGCUGGUGCUGCUGUGCGUGGUGAUCGUCACCUUCGUCGGCAACAUCCUGGUGUGCGUGGCCGUGUGCCUGGUGCGCAAGCUGCGCAGGCCCUGCAACUACCUGCUCGUGUCGCUCGCCGUCUCCGACAUCUGCGUCGCCGUGCUCGUCAUGCCCAUGGCGCUGCUCCACGAGGUGUUCGGCCGCUGGGACUUCGGGCGCGUCAUGUGCGACCUGUGGGUGUCGUUCGACGUGCUCUCCUGCACGGCCUCCAUCCUCAACCUGUGCAUGAUCAGCGUGGACCGGUACUACGCCAUCACCAAGCCGCUGGAGUACGGCGUGAAGCGCACCCCGCGGCGCAUGGUGGGCUGCGUGUCACUGGUGUGGCUCAUGGCCGCGUGCAUCUCGCUGCCGCCCCUGCUCAUCCUGGGCAACGAGCACGAGCCGCCCGACGGCAAGGGCCCGCCGCAGUGCACCGUCUGCCAGAACUUCGGCUACCAGAUCUACGCCACCCUGUGGUCGUUCUACAUCCCGCUCACCGUGAUGAUCGUCGUGUACUACAAGAUCUUCCGGGCGGCGCGGCGCAUCGUGCUGGAGGAGCGUCGCGCGCAGACGCACCUGGGCCCGCCGCACGGCUACCUGCAGCCGUCGGCGCCCACGGCCUGCUGCGCCUACCACAACAGCACCCCCGCGGCCGGCGCGAGCGGUGGCGGCGGCGGCAACGGCGUCAAGAACGGCGGCACCUCGCCCGACGUCAUGCUCUCCAACACGCUGCUCACCACGCCCGGCUCCGGCCCCGGCGGCAACGUGUCGCCGGGGUCGUCGCCGGCCGCGUCCACGCCGGCCGCCCGCCAGCACCGGCCCUCCACCACGAGCACCAACACCACGUGCUCGGGGCAGCUGGGCUCCUCGCGGUGCCUGGCGGUGUCGGACGGCGGCCGGCGCUCGGACGAGUCGCAGUGCCCGAUGCUGGGGCCGUGGCCCAACUCGCAGCCGCGGUCGCGGUCGCCGCGCGGCGCCAACAACAACGCCAAGCGCGCCGGCCGCAAGAAGAAGGGCGUGGCGGCGGUGGUGGUGUCGGGGCUGGGCGGCUCCUCGCCGCUCAAGGCCAGGCACUCGUCGGCGUGCUCGGCCGCCGUGGCCGGCGUGUCGCACACGCGCAAGCUGCGCUUCCUGGCCAAGGAGAGGAAGGCGUCCACCACACUGGGCAUCAUCAUGAGCGCCUUCAUCAUCUGCUGGCUGCCGUUCUUCGUGCUGGCGCUGGUGCGACCGUUCCUCAGGGACCAGUCGACCAUCCCGCCGUCCGUCACGUCGCUGUUCCUGUGGCUGGGCUACGCCAACUCGCUGCUCAACCCCAUCAUCUACGCGACGCUGAACCGCGACUUCCGGCGCCCGUUCCAGCAGAUCCUGUACUUCCGCUGCGGCUCGCUCAACCACAUGAUGCGCGAGGAGUUCUACCAGUCGCAGUACGGCGACCCGGAGCCGGCGCAGAACUACUACCACGUGGCGCCGCAGCAGCAGUACUGCGUGAUCGGGCGCGUGACGCCGCCGUCGGGCACGGCGCAGAGCGCGCAGAGCGGCGCGCGGACGGAGCAGGGCGACGACCUGGGGCCCUCCGACGACGAGGCUGAGGACGACCUGUUCUUCCGGCGCGGCUCGGGCCAGGGCUCGCCCGGCGCCGUCAUCACGGCCUCCGUGCACCUGGUGGGCAACGCCGACGAGUCGUUUCUCUGAUCGCGGGCCCCCGCGGUCCGAGCCCGUGCCGCCAGGGCCGCCAGGCGGGGCAGGCCCCUCUCCGAGGGGGCGCCGGCCCGAACCGCCCGGACCGCCCGCACCGCCCGGACCACUGGGGAAGCCCAACGGAACUCGAGCGCUUCAGUUUGAGUCGUUACUCUGUCGUGAGUGUGUGAGUGUGUGCGUCGACCGUGUAUCUUUAUUUUUCUUUUGUAAAGAAUGUCUACUCUUCUCCCUCGUUACCAAUGGACACGAACAUGUUGACGAUGAGUGUGUAUGUGUUUCUCUAUUUUGUACUUGCUGCCACCGUGCAGCCGUCUCCGUAGUGUCUAGGCAGGGUUCCUUCGUGCCACCUUGGCUCCUUGUCGCCCAGCCGCCUGUACAUUUGUUACACUGUAAUGAAGGUGUAGCACUCUCUAGUGGUGAGGUAUGCCGCCCGAGGUACAGCCCAGAAGGGAAACGACUCUUUGUGUCAGCUGGAUUCUUUCAUUUGCAUCUUUCCCUCGUUCACUGGGAAUCGGGGACCCACCAUAUCCUUUAUCUGUGUUACAAGACAGGCGCGAUGUUUUCCUGAAGUGAGUUAGUCCAAUCAGAUUUCCCGGGAUGGGCCCGUCGGCUCACCAGGGUCGUUCGCUCCUUCGAGGUGACCUACCCGCCCCACUUAAAUGCGGUAUACGGCGUACUUGUUCCCGAUCGCAGCUAAACGUUGGCCAGACUGUAAAGUGGUGAAAAUGUCCUUCCGCUUGCAGUAAACCGCGGUAACUCGGGCAUUCGCGCAACUAACCGCGUUGAGGUCACUGAUAUUCGGAAUGGCUCUCAGAAUCUGGUCUCGCCCGCCCCGAUGGUGUGGCCAACUUCCCAUUGUGCUAGGCGCCCCGACAUGAAUCCUAGAUUGUUUUUGAAGUUUCAUUUUGUUUUGCAAUAACAUGAGGAAACGAUCGAAUAGGUUUAAAUCACUGCUUCGGGUGGCUGUGAAAAGGAUAUUAGCAUACCUCUUGGUGAGAUAGAAUUAAGUGGAAAAUCAAUUCAAGUAGAAACGUUUAGCAUUGUUAUCGCACAAAAUGGAACCAUGUACUCCGGUAGUAAUCAUACCACAGUUUUUACGAUAGUGUAACGCAUUUGUGAGGUUUGUGAUAAUAUAAUAAUAAUAAUAAUAACAUUAAUAAUACUGACAACGCUCAUGACGGCCACGUUUUUCUAGACUGUGGUAGGGGCUGCACGCGUUGUGCCCACGUAGCGAGCCAGCUUAACAAGAACCAAAUCGCCUUUAUGGCCGAAAUAUCUUCAACGCGUUCCUUGAAAUUGUCUAACCAGUUCCUCACCAUAUUUACCGGUCCAAUUUAGAAUAACUAAAACCGUGCCAGCGCCGACGAAAGGAUGGAAAUUCAAAACAAAGAAUUUACGCUGAAAUCGGUUGAAACCGUGACCGCAGUGUACCUUAAUUCAGAAUGGUUUCCCUUUCUAGCUGGCAUUAUUAGUUUCUUGGUCUUGCUCUUAAGUGCCAUAGGUGCCAGCUCCAAAAUGCAUCCAUGUGCUGUUGCACACUGUAUAAAUGUUGGUCUGCCGACACUAGCUCUGCGGACCGCAAGACGUACACAGUAUAAAAAAGCCAACGACGUGGUAAAGUGUAAUCUAGUCUGAAACAUACGGCUGUGUGAGCUAAUACUGUGCCUCAUCGUCUCUAAAAGAUUAAGGUAUAAUCUGUAGUAUCUGUAAUUCUAAGGAACUGAGAUCUUCUAUGUUUUAAUGUAGAUAAAUGAAAAAUGAUAUUAUUUAUGUCAGAUUUGUUGUAACAACUAGAUUACCGAAUUGCCAGCGAGGUCCUUUUCUUGUUUUCUGCGAAAAACUCGGGUGAAUGGUCAUGUUACCAUAAAAUGUUAAGUGAACCGUAUCUACAUCGAUGCAAUGGGAAUUUAUUCAUGGUUAUUUUACUGUAAAAUGGAACUGUCUUAAUGUUGCAGUCUCUACGCAUGUUGUGGAACACUUUGUCAAUAUUUUUUUAAAUUUCAGACAACUGGGCAAAUCUCCACUUAACUGAAAUAAAUUUAGCGCGCAUUGCACCUGAAACACUCGAUAAAGCCUUGCGACAGUCAUUCUUAGGUCACUUUGGCCAUAAGUUGAUGUUUGUCCUCUAGUGGGGUAACCUCAAAUUAUGAAACUUUGAUGACCACCUGCUAACAAAACAGAUUUGGCACCACGUUUGACAAUUCGCUUGUUUUCGGCCUUAAAUUAAAUCAAAUCAAUAAAUUGUGUUGUGAUGCAGCCAGCUGCGAGUUCUUUUCGGAAGGAAGGUGUUAUGUCUUGUCAAGCUCUAUAUUUUGGUUUGAAAGUGGUUUAAUUUUGCUGAUUUGCUUGCCCAUACUAGGCGUAGCAACAUUAGCCGUCGGGCAUGACAACCAAAAACUAUCUCUUCGGUAACAGUAUUCUUGCUCUCUUUCGUAGCGUUUUCUUCUGUUUUCUUAUAUAGCGUGGGCCUUCGUAAGUAAGAGUCGAACUGCGGGCCAUAGAUCUCUGAACAAAUUACGCAGCAUUUCCACCACAUUGUCACAAUGUUGAAAUAAAAUCGGUUUACUCUUGCA